This is a messenger RNA of Helianthus annuus (common sunflower), 393 nucleotides long. RefSeq lists its product as uncharacterized. The coding region runs from base 1 to 393 and encodes 130 amino acids. The record is from RefSeq and is a predicted model, not a curated record. The transcript has a single exon. Lineage: Eukaryota; Viridiplantae; Streptophyta; Magnoliopsida; Asterales; Asteraceae.
AUGAGAAUAAAAACCGAUCUCACCAUUCGGAUUCAUGAAGCCCAGCAGGAAGCAGUUAAACUAGAGAACUCACGAGCCAGAUCACUGUGUGGUAUGGAAGUGAAGUUGGUUCCAAAGGAAAACGGAACAUUAUACUUCAUGGAACGAAUUUGGGCACCAUCCUUGGGCAAUCUACGAGCACUUAUCCUGGUCGAAGCUCAUAAGUCGAGGUACUUGAUCCGUCCUGGAUCCGACAAGAUGUACCCAGACUUAAAAGAUUGGUAUUGGUGGCCCAAGAUGAAAGCCGACAUUUAUGUAUAUGUGGGUAACUGCCUUACUUGCGCCAAAAUUAAGGCAGAAUACCCGAACCCGUCAGGGUUACUGCAGCAACAUGAGGUUUCCGUUUGGAAGUAG